UACUUUAUCAAUUUAGUGUUAUCAGUGCGUACUGCCUUUUAACUGUGCUCUUGUGGUCUGUGCCUUUGUCAAAAAUAUUGUACAUUUUGUUAUAUAUCUUCAUAUUAUAACAAUGUCGAGCCGAAAGAGUGGGUAUUCAUUUAAAUGUAUUGUGAAAUCGUGCGGAGAACUUAAAAUUCAAAAAGAAAGUGUUAGUUUUUUUUCUUUUCCCAAAGAUCCUGCUCGAUGUAAAAUUUGGUUAGAGCGAUGUCAACUGCCAGCUGACAUUCUACAACAAAAAAAUACUAAAUUAUGUGGAAAACAUUUUGAAAAAAAUAUGUUUUUAAAUUUUUUGGAGAACAGGUUAAAACCAGAUGCUAUACCUACACUAUUUCCAGAUGAAAGAGAUGGUUGUGAUGUAAGUACAUCUUUGGAGUUAUCAUCUAGUGACAAAGUUGGAAUCUGUACCUUUAUUAGCAGUUGGCACUUUAGACACCAGGAUCCCAAAUACCUGAAAAUAGUAUAAAGAUACAAAUUACAAUUAACUAUGUCAAAAUAUACAAGAUAGAAAUAUAUCUAAGACACUGCCCAUCACUGGCAGUGAAGUGAUCUCAUUAGUAUCAUUUAAUUAUUUUAAUAUGGCUAGUAUAUUGGUCACGUAUAUUAAUUUAUGUUUUAUUUUUCAGAAAUAUUUCACUGCUGCUUCUGCUUCUCCAACUUCGCCUUUAUUCCACGCAAGUGGGGUCUACUACUAUUUGUUUUGCUCAAUAUACCAUCAUAUUCCUGCAAUAACCAAUCCUCUUUAUCUUUUUCCUUCAAAUUUGAGUUACCUGUCUUGACUUUUAUUAUUUCUUCAUGCCUCAACAUGCCUUCUCAAUCUAUUCUCUAAUUUUUAACCCAUAUUCAUAUGGUAUCUCUCUCCACUAUUCAAGCCUGCCUUCAAACACUCGUGUGCUAUUAGCUUUUAAAACUACAUCAGCUGCAUUUAAGCUUAUACAUAAAAUAUAUAUUUGAUUUAAUAAAAUAAAAUGUGUAUUUUUUCCACCAUGUGUUUCAGUACAUUAUCCUUCCUUAACUGUGUAUUUGAUCCAUAAUAGUCUUUUACGGUUGCUAAAAUUAAAAAUUUUAAAUUUUAAGCAAGUACCUAGCAAAUAAUUUGAAUAAAGCUAAUUGGAUCUAUACAUUUUUGGAAAAAUAUUGUAAUAAACAUUUUGUUUUUCUGGUAUGGUGACACUGAUUAACCAACGCCA
Metopolophium dirhodum (rose-grain aphid) is the source of this 1229-nucleotide messenger RNA. RefSeq names its product 52 kDa repressor of the inhibitor of the protein kinase-like. The transcript is spliced from 5 exons. The coding region runs from base 113 to 505 and encodes 130 amino acids. Lineage: Eukaryota; Metazoa; Arthropoda; Insecta; Hemiptera; Aphididae. Gene Ontology annotation, molecular function: sequence-specific DNA binding. The record is from RefSeq and is a predicted model, not a curated record.